Messenger RNA from Pieris brassicae (large cabbage white), 1623 nucleotides. RefSeq lists its product as uncharacterized. The annotation marks the transcript as partial. The transcript has 2 exons. The record is from RefSeq and is a predicted model, not a curated record. NCBI's taxonomy places the organism in Eukaryota, Metazoa, Arthropoda, Insecta, Lepidoptera, Pieridae. Gene Ontology annotation, molecular function: DNA binding.
UUACCCCCUCUUGCUCUGAUUACAGCUUCUAAUCGGUUCCUCAUUGCAAUUUACGACAAAAAAUUUAAAGAGUGUUCAGAUUCUAAAUUGAAAAUUAAAGCAUGGAAUGACAUCAGUGGUAUAAUAUUUUCUACAGUUUGGGGUACGUUGUCGUCACAAGAAAGAAAUAAAGCCGGUAAACUUGUACAAAAACGAUGGAAGAAUUUAAGGGCUUGUUUUUUACGCGAGCUACGUGAGCAAAAAUGUACUAAGUCUGACCAAGCCGCUACAAAAAGAAGAAAGUACAAACAUUUUGACCAACUUUUAUUUCUUAUCCCAAGCCUGGAUACUCGAGAAACCUCAGGAAAUGCUGAUUCUGUAGAGGAAAUUAAUUGCGAAGAAGAUAGUCAGGAUGCCAGUAGGGAAGUACGACAGCGAGAAGAAUAUUUCCGAAAGAAAAAUAAGAAUAAAAUAUGUUACGAAGAAAGGCUUCUAGAGAUUUUAAAUAACAAAAGAGUUGAUGAUAACAAGUUUAUUGAGGCUAUGAGAAAUAACAAAAGUGACUGUAAUGACGAUGACAAGGAAAGGCAUUUUGCGCUGUCUUUGGGGCCGUUGUUAAAAGCAGUCCCAGAGGAGAAUCAACUAGACGUACAGAUCAAAAUUUUACAAAUUUUUCAGGAAGUUCAGAAACAAAACACUCAGCGCAAUAAUUAUUCUCCUAUGAAUAGCCCAUCCACAAUUUAUAGAGGAAGUCCUCAAAAUUUCCUAAUCAAGCCCAAAUAUUCUGUCUCUCUACCAUCGCAAAGUCCCCAAGACCCAUUACACUUAGCAAGAAACACUCCACUGAUUUUAUCUCCUUGUUCAACAUAUAUUCCAUCUAAAAACCCUCGAAAUAUGCAAAUCAAACCCAAAUAUUCUAUCUCUCUUUCAUCGCACAUUCUCCAAAACUCGCUCCACUUAGCAAGAAACACUCCACUGAUUUUAUCUCCUUCUACAUAUAUUCCAUCUAAAAACCCUCGAAAUAUGCAAAUCAAACCCAAAUAUUCUAUCUCUCUUUCAUCGCACAUUCUCCAAAACUCGCUCCACUUAGCAAGAAACACUCCACUGAUUUUAUCUCCUUCUACAUAUAUUCCAUCUAAAAACCCUCGAAAUAUGCAAAUCAAACCCAAAUAUUCUAUCUCUCUUUCAUCGCACAUUCUCCAAAACUCGCUCCACUUAGCAAGAAACACUCAACUGAUUUCAUCUCCUUCUACAUAUAUUCCAUCUAAAAACCCUCGAAAUAUGCAAAUCAAACCCAAAUAUUCUGUCUCUCUACCACCCACCGCACAGUCCGCAAAGCCCACUCCACUUAGCAAGAAACACGCCACUGAUUUUAUCUCCUUGUUCAACAUAUAUUCCAUCUAAAAACCCUCGAAAUAUGCAAAUCAAACCCAAAUAUUCUAUCUCUCUUUCAUCGCACAUUCUCCAAAACUCGCUCCACUUAGCAAGAAACACUCCACUGAUUUUAUCUCCUUCUACAUAUAUUCCAUCUAAAAACCCUCGAAAUAUGCAAAUCAAACCCAAAUAUUCUAUCUCUCUUUCAUCGUACAUUCUCCAAAACUAGCUCCACUUAACAAGAAACACUCAACUGAUUUCAUCUCCUUC